Ciona intestinalis (vase tunicate) is the source of this 2542-nucleotide messenger RNA. Lineage: Eukaryota; Metazoa; Chordata; Ascidiacea; Phlebobranchia; Cionidae. The record is from RefSeq and is a predicted model, not a curated record.
AGUUGGUUGGACUUGAUUUUUGUUUGUUACGUUUUCGUGGCACUAGACUGAAUUUCAGAUUGUCGGGAUUUAUUACACGCAGGCCUACUGUAUUCUGUGAGAUACAUGUUAUACCUAAAAUGGCAUAAUGAGUCUCCGCUAAAGGGGCAAGCAACAAUAGAACAGAACCAGACCAUCAACAGAGCAAUUGGAUACCAUAGAAAUCUUAGAAACAGUUCCGCACCAUAAGCAUUGAGACCAAAACAAAAUAUUACCGCAUCGCAGCGUCAUUAGCAAAGCCGGGUUGCAUUAGAAGUUCUUUGUUUAUAUGCUGCAGCAUGUUGCCUAAACGAGUUUGUGUUAUUGGUGCCGGUCCUGCAGGCUUAGCAGCUACAAAAUCUUGCCUUGAUAAUCAAUUGGUUCCAGUAUGUUACGAGCUGUGUUCAGGAUUGGGCGGUACUUGGAACAAUAAAGAAAGAAUUCGAAUGAAGUUGUCUCCCAAAGUGUACGAGUCGUUAAUCACUAAUUUAUCGAAAGAAGCAUCCGCGUUUUCGGACUUCCCGAUGCCGAAGGAAUGGCCGCCUUACCAAGAAUGGCGUCAAUAUUUGCGUUACUUCGAACUAUACGCUGAUAAGUUCGACCUGAAGCGAUACAUCGAGUUCGACGUGGCGGUUUUAGAGGUUCACAAGUCGCUCAGUUAUUCCCAAACAGGGUCCUGGAUAGUGCGAAGUAAAAGUUUGAUCAACGGCAAUGAAAAAGAAAUCGAGUUUGAUGCAGUUAUCGUCGCAUCCGGAGGAAAAACAAAGCAGAAAUGGCCAGAAUAUUCAGGAUUGAAGGACAGGUUUCGAGGAAAAGUUUUACACAGCGGUAACUACGAGUCGGCAGAAGAAUUUAAAGGUAAAGCGGUUUUGAUUUGUGGUGCCGGGAAUUCUGGAUGCGACAUUGCAGUAAAUUGCUCAAGCGUUGCCAGCAAUGUUCUGUUAAGCACUAGAAGUGGGUUUUGGGUGGUACCUCGCGUCUUUACGAACGGAAACCCUCUAUCUUUUGGGCUUGCUAGUCGUUUCUCAAUAUUAGUUCGAAGCUUUUUACCGUCGUGGAUUGUCAAAAAACUCGUUACAUCUUUGGUCGAAGCGAGACUUAAUCACAAAACCCUUGGCAUCAAAUCAAAAUACAGUCCUACCGACACGAGAUCCACGUUUACCAUAAACGACGAACUGACUUUAAAGACUUACUCGGGCCAAGUAAAGAUUCGACCCGAAGUUAAAAGCUUCGGCGAGGAUCACGUGACAUUCGUUGACGGAAGAGUGGAAACAGUUGAUGCGGUUGUCAUAGCGACUGGGUUUACACCGAAACUUGAAUUCCUGUCCGAAGAUAUUCUUUCAAACAACCCAGAAGACAUGCGACUUCAUAAAUGGAUAUUCCCCUUCAAUCUUGAGCAUCCUUCUACAUUAACUUUCGUGGGCUCUUGCCUGCCAUCGGGCGGUGGUGCUUCUAAUGUCAUAGUGGAGUUACAGGCACGCUACGUCACCCAAGUACUUAGUGGAAAACAUAAGCUUCCAUCUGUUGAAGACAUGAGGGAAGAAUGGACGACACGUAGGGAGGCGAUGUUCAAACAGCUUGGGUGUUUCCGAUUCAGAGUUCCUUUGUUCAAAUACCAGGAAGAAAUAGCAAAUGAGAUCGGGGUGUUGCCAUCAUUCCUCCGCCUUCUUUUCACCGAUCCUCGGCUGGCGUUUAAUUUUUACUUUGGUCCUUUGCUACCAUAUCAUUAUAGACUAGUAGGCAAGAAUUCUAAACCAGAAUGCCGACAGUAUGCACUAGAAGCAAUGCAGAAGACAUGGGCGUUUUUUCAUUUAUAAUAAUACCUUUACAGUCACAGAAAAUAUAAGUGUUUUAUCCGCCGUACGGUGAUCACCACGCCUGAUGCCUCGGACUCAUAAGUCACGGUUAAGUCUCGUCGUCGAUGCCAUUGUGGACGCAUGUGUUCUUAGAUAAUAGCCUACACUAAACUAAAACUGUUUCAGCCGGGUGGUCCUUUGUGUUACAUUUAUACAGUAUGUAGAGGUCUGUUUGAAGAGUUUCAUUUGCUUGCAACUAAAGAAUCUGUGCUAGCAAGACACUUAACGGCAGUUGUUCCAACCCAGUGGCCCCUUAUUCCACAUUCGUACGUGUGAGUUCGCAUAUUUGCUUUGCAUACAAAUAAAACUUUUUUCGUAAGCAGAUAAAAAUCGACUUAUGAAAGCAUUCUGACAAACACCUUCAUCCUUAUAGAAUGACUUUUCUGCUGAAAAAAUGCCGACGCGGCGGCUGAUCGUACUUUGACAAUGUAUUAAAAUAAACGAGAAAUAAUACUGUUCAAAUCUGCGAACAUGAGCCGGGGCGACAACGGCUAAAAAAGCAACAAAUAUUUCGGACUUAAAAAUGUCAGCGAGCGGAUAAAAGAAUAUUUCGCGAUUUCUGUACAAUAGGAAUGUCUGUUUGAUCCGCGGCAAUAAAAAUACGAAAAUAAUGAACAUAGUUCGGAUUAAAUAACAAAUCGACAUCGUUCGAUAUGACUGGAUGCCGA